UUAAACAUAACAAGCUUAAAUCUUUCCUUUUGCCUCACAAACUUUAACGCGAUGGCGGAAUAUCUCAAACCAGCGUGUGCAAUUUUCUUACCUCAUAUUGGUGGGUAUAUGGGUACUUACUUCACUGGGAAACAAUUACAAGAUUGGAAAAAGGAACUUAAGAAGCCAUCAUUUGCUCCGCCAGACUGGUUAAAGUCAGCCGCAAGAUUAACAACAUACAGUUGUAUGGGAUAUGGUAGUUAUCUGGUAUGGCGAGAAUUUGGGGGAUUUAAUGGUGAUAAUAAAUUACCUCUGAUGUGUUAUGGUGCCAAUCUUGCUCUGUCCUGGUCAGUCAUGCCGCUUGUUUCUAAAACGAAGAAUUUAGGGGUGGGAACUUUGAUCUUGGCAUCAGUAGUAGGAACAACUAUAGCUACCGCAGUUACAUUUAAGUCGGUUAACACGACGGCUGCUUAUCUCGUAUACCCAUAUCUCGGAUGGAUGAUUUACUCUACGAUAAUUUGCUUCAGUAUGUGGAGGAACAAUAAAAAGAGCAUGUCAUGAUGAUUCCAUGAUGAUGAUGACAUGAUGAUAUGAACAACGUAACACUAUGACACAAUGUUUUAUAGCGCACUUCUGGAAGAGAGAAACAAAAACUUUUAAACAUAAUACGUGAUAUCCGAUCAAAUAAUUUGUUUCAAUGAAUUGUUCAAUAAAACUGAAACAAUUAUAUGAUACCAUGCCAGUGUAGUGUCCCAUCAAAGGGAGGUAACUUAUUCAACAUUUUAAAUGACUCACCAAUGAUUGAUUUCCCAUGCUUUGUUUGUCAAUAUGUAAAUUGUAACUUAUUUAUAACAGCUUAUGUAUAUUUUAAUGCAUUCUCUUUGCUUUUUGUGAAAAUAAAACAGAUUAUGAAA
Messenger RNA from Ruditapes philippinarum (Manila clam), 893 nucleotides. Its product is annotated as translocator protein-like. The transcript has 4 exons. The record is from RefSeq and is a predicted model, not a curated record. The coding region runs from base 52 to 540 and encodes 162 amino acids. Gene Ontology annotation, cellular component: mitochondrial outer membrane. NCBI's taxonomy places the organism in Eukaryota, Metazoa, Mollusca, Bivalvia, Venerida, Veneridae.